Messenger RNA from Marchantia polymorpha subsp. ruderalis, 717 nucleotides. The record is from the annotation of a GenBank genome assembly. Lineage: Eukaryota; Viridiplantae; Streptophyta; Marchantiopsida; Marchantiales; Marchantiaceae.
AUGAAUCUCCUUGCUGCUAUGAUCCUUGCAGCUGGACUGCUGUCAGCUGUCCACAUUGUCCAUGCAGCGGAUCCUGACCCACUGCAGGAUUUCUGCAUUGCAGACCUUGCUGCCGGACCAGUUUCAAAUGGUUUCGCUUGCAAGUUGCUUGCACUUGCUUCCACAGACUACUUUGCAUUUUCUGGGCUUGCGGAAGCUGCGAAUCCCAGCGUAUCUGCUACCAACGACACUGCAAACCUCGCCUUCGUCAGACAAUGGCCAGCUCUGAACACUCAGGGAUUGUCUCUCAUAAGACUCGAUAUCAAUCCUGGUGGCAUCAUCUUUCCCCAUACACACAACUUGGCCACUGAGAUUCUGUAUGUGUUGGAGGGAGAGAUGUAUACGGGCUUCGUCACCAACAACUUCGGCAACGACCCAACCAUAUCUAACAAGCUGUAUGCAAAGGUCGUGAAGAAGGAAGAAGCUUUCAUUUUUCCCAAAGGUCUGCUACACUUCCAGCUGAACAAGGGGAAGGUGCUUGCAUCGAGUCUAAACGUCCUAAACAGUCAGAAUCCUGGUAUUCAGCUCAUGCCUUCAGCUUUGUUUGGAAAUGGCAUCGAACGUGAAAUGCUGGAAAAGUCAUUCUUCAUGAAUGAGACUCAAGUUGCUGCACAUAACUCAUGUUGGAUAACCACAUUUAUCUUACUCCUGCUCUGGCUUCAUCGUCCGUUCGCAUAA